Molecule: messenger RNA, 6114 nt
Organism: Theileria equi strain WA
Lineage: Eukaryota; Apicomplexa; Aconoidasida; Piroplasmida; Theileriidae
Exons: 1
Coding region: 1-6114 (2037 amino acids)
Molecular function (GO): calcium ion binding
Source: RefSeq, a predicted model, not a curated record
AUGAAUGAUGAAAAGGCGUUUUUUAAUGACUUCCGUGCUACCUUGUCUGAUCAACCAUGGAACUAUCUAGAAACUUCUGACCCAGAAAAGAUAAAAAAAGAGAUAAAAUCCAAAAAUGUUGAUUUAUCAUCUUCCUCAUCAAAUCGCAAACAGUUGAUGAGUAUUUAUACAGAAAUACUUCAGUUGAUAAAGGCCAAACAAUCACACAUUGAGUCCCAAAAAUUCGAUUCUAGGCUGGACAUUGCAACACAUGAUUUCAAGUGUUCUUGCGCAAGAAAGUUUAACGUUGCAGAUUCUCUGCCUCCCGAUAGUUGUCAUGAAUCUAAAUGUUCUAGCCGAGGAAAACACAUAGAAACAGAUUCUAUUGCAGAAUCGCUCUAUUCUGGCAAUGGUCAAGAUUCUGGUGGAUCUGUGCUCUCGAGUUUUAGAAGCCAUAGCACUGCUAAAAGGGAAGACGAUGCAAAAACCGAAUCUAGACUUUCAAGCAUACCUAGUUGUAAAGAUGUAGAGAGUUAUGUUCCAGAGAUAGCCGAUACACCAAGGGACGAGCUAGUGUCGGAGUUGUAUAGGAAAAUCUCUUCUGUUGUAUUGAGCGAUUCACAAGAGUCCAAUCCAUCUAUAGAAGAUGACCCAAAAGAGCAUGUACCAUCUCCAAGAAGCCUUGUGGAAAGUCUCUUGUGUACCAGUACAGAAGACUCUCAUGAAGAGAUCAUUUCCAAUGAUUCUCUUGCUGCUUCAAUUCGGAGUGAUGGGUCAGAGUCGGUGAGGAGUGAAGAAGCGUCGGUACAUGCUGAAUCAUUGACAAGUAAAGAGGAGUCUCUGGUUGAUGUAGUAGCAGUAGAGGAUGAGUCAAUCAGUGAAGUAGAGAAUGUGUCGGAUGAUGAAUUAGACAACGCAUCAGUGGAUGAUAUAGAUGAUAAUGGGUCAAUGGAUAAAGUAGAUGAUGAUAAUACGUCAGUGAUUGAUGUGGAUAGUGAAACAGUGGAGGAGGAUGAGCCAGUCGUUGACAUGACUUCCAUCCGCACAAGGUCAUUGUCUGUGGGUGACUCUGUCAAGGAGAGUUUGCAUGGGACAGUUUCUAGUUGCGAAAGUGAGGAUGUGGAGACUAUAAAAUCAUCGAUACGUACGGAAUCUGUUGAAUUAUCCCCAGUGGAAUCUCCGCAUGUUGAUACUCCAACUGUCGAGAGUCCAGUGAUUGAAAAAUCCUCAGAGAUGGAGUCACCGCAUACGGUAUCUCCUGAAGGUGAAUCACCCAUAGAGUCCCCAAUGAUUGACAAAUCUUCAGAGACAUCCGAGAUUGAACCUCCAGUGCUUGAUAGUCCUGAGCCAUUGGAUAGGGAUUCUCUUGAUUCACCGCGUAUUGUAUCUUCUGACAAGGAAUCUGUGAUGAGUGAAUCGGUGGACUCUCCUGAUGAUUUGACCAGUGAGGAGUCUGAAGAUGAAUCUGUCCUCGAGUCUCCGGCUAUUGACAAGCCCUCGGGUGGAGAAUCUUUAAUAUCCUCCGAGAGUGAGUCUGAUCGUGAACUUUCAGAGACUCCCAAGGAUGAACAAGUGACCUCUGAUGUCUCUCUAGACUCGGAGAGCGUCCAUACUUUGGAAGGAACCAGUUCUGCAUCAUCUCCCAUACGAGAUCAGAUUGAUGCCAAUGACGGAGAUUCAAGCUUCACAGACACUGAAAGCAAUAUUUCAAACGAUAACUCACAACUCACCGAUUCUGUAUCUUUCCAAGAAGACUUUAGGAUAAAACAUAUGAAUAGCAGAAACACUGACUUGAGCAGUAAACAGUCUAUAGGUACGGAAUUCUCAACCUAUAGUUCCAAAUCACGAAUUAUAGAAAAAAUGAACAGGAUAACAUCGGGAAAUGCUCAAGAGCGAGGAUUACAAGCUGACCUAGUUCAGUUGCUUGAAACAGUACCGAUAUUAUCCAGUCUGCCUCGUGAACGUUUAUUCAACUUAUCAAACUAUUUCCAGUUGAAAUCAUAUUUUUCAAACAGUGCCAUAAUUUUGGCCGGGGAAGUUCCCAAGGAAUUUUUUAUCUUAGCAUCAGGUACGGCAUCAUCGUACAUUUAUAACGGUUCUAAUCGGCCGAAUAUUUUUAAGCGUAGUUAUUGCAGUUCAGACUACUUUGGAGAAAUGGAAGUUAUCCAAAACUGUACAUCACCGGAUUAUGUUUUUGCGGAAUCGCAUGUGACGGUUCAGUCGAUAUCUGCGGAUGAUUUUAGGAUAUUACUGGGUGAUUUAUUUCCAGCAUUUAUUUCCAGGGCAAGUUCACGGUUUUGUAGUUUAUCCAGUGAGGUAGUUGUGAAAGAAUCCCUUGUAAGGGCUGUGGAUGUCAUUGACGGUGUUGAAAUAUUUUUGGAAAGUCUUCCAAUCAUUAGUAAUUUGCCCAACCUAGACAAGGUUGCAAACAAGCUUAGUUAUGAUCAAUUCACUGAUAAGGAGGUUAUUGGUAUCAUUACUAAAUCAAACAGAUUCUUUAUGAUUUAUAGAGGAACAAUUUCUGUGCAAACUUUUGAUGACGAAAGUAAUAGGCAAUUUGAAUUAUUUACCCUUGGUCCUGGCAUGUUUAUCAGCUCAGUUUUGUUAUCUGAGAUAUCUGAUGUCGCAUCAAAUUCUUCGUUUGUAGCAUAUGAAAAGGUUAUUUUACUCUCUCUAGAUUAUAAGGAUUUUAAAAAGUACCUUGGGGAAAAGGUGUCAGAACUCAAGGAAUAUCUGGAAUUAUUUUAUAAAUCGGGCGUGCAACGUUUGGCUACUGUAUACUCAGAUAGACGUUAUAGUCUUAAUUCAAUGGACUCUCUCUGUAAUAGUGAUGUAAUGAACUCUGAGGUUGAAUCUCUAUGUUUGUCACCAUCUAAACAUCUCAACGUUAAGCACAAGGCAACAUUACCAUUUAGUGAUGAAGAUACUAAUAUUCUACCGCUCUACAAGAAAGUUGGAGAUGGAAUGGUGAUGUCGAUAAGAAAUGUUAUGGAAAACUCUGCGAUCCUAACAAUCGAGGACGUUAAGCGUUCUACAUUACAGGAUAUAGAACGCACAAUAUCACCGCUAAGCAACAAUGUACAAGUAAGCUUAUCUUUGAACUAUGAAGGCGCAGGAGUAUCUAAUUCCACAGACCAGUAUCUUACGUCUUCAAUAGCAGAAUCAUGCAUAGAAUAUCCAAAGCCAGAACCCGUGGCUACUAGAGCAGUGGGACAUACAGCUGAACCACUAACCAGCUUGAUAUCAUCCAGUUCCCUGGGUAAUAGUAGCAUAUCUGAGUUGGAAUGUGCAAGCACAUUGCCGAUGGUAUCAAAUGACCCUUCUCAUUCUAUAGACUGUACAAUUGAAUCAAAUUCUAACAUUGAUAUGAUGGAAGAAUUAAAGGAAGGUAAUGCAGUAUUGAAGAUUAAUUUUGGAACAAUGUUGGAUGGGACUCUUGAAAAGGGUUCAACAUUUGUGCCAGAGCUACAAGUGGAGAUGCGUAAAGACGAACCUGUAGUUUUGGGGACAAUUUCCAAUGAUUCUCUUGCUGCUUCAAUUCGGAGUGAUGGGUCAGAGUCGGUGAGGAGUGAAGAAGCGUCGGUACAUGCUGAAUCAUUGACAAGUAAAGAGGAGUCUCUGGUUGAUGUAGUAGCAGUAGAGGAUGAGUCAAUCAGUGAAGUAGAGAAUGUGUCGGAUGAUGAAUUAGACAACGCAUCAGUGGAUGAUAUAGAUGAUAAUGGGUCAAUGGAUAAAGUAGAUGAUGAUAAUACGUCAGUGAUUGAUGUGGAUAGUGAAACAGUGGAGGAGGAUGAGCCAGUCGUUGACAUGACUUCCAUCCGCACAAGGUCAUUGUCUGUGGGUGACUCUGUCAAGGAGAGUUUGCAUGGGACAGUUUCUAGUUGCGAAAGUGAGGAUGUGGAGACUAUAAAAUCAUCGAUACGUACGGAAUCUGUUGAAUUAUCCCCAGUGGAAUCUCCGCAUGUUGAUACUCCAACUGUCGAGAGUCCAGUGAUUGAAAAAUCCUCAGAGAUGGAGUCACCGCAUACGGUAUCUCCUGAAGGUGAAUCACCCAUAGAGUCCCCAAUGAUUGACAAAUCUUCAGAGACAUCCGAGAUUGAACCUCCAGUGCUUGAUAGUCCUGAGCCAUUGGAUAGGGAUUCUCUUGAUUCACCGCGUAUUGUAUCUUCUGACAAGGAAUCUGUGAUGAGUGAAUCGGUGGACUCUCCUGAUGAUUUGACCAGUGAGGAGUCUGAAGAUGAAUCUGUCCUCGAGUCUCCGGCUAUUGACAAGCCCUCGGGUGGAGAAUCUUUAAUAUCCUCCGAGAGUGAGUCUGAUCGUGAACUUUCAGAGACUCCCAAGGAUGAACAAGUGACCUCUGAUGUCUCUCUAGACUCGGAGAGCGUCCAUACUUUGGAAGGAACCAGUUCUGCAUCAUCUCCCAUACGAGAUCAGAUUGAUGCCAAUGACGGAGAUUCAAGCUUCACAGACACUGAAAGCAAUAUUUCAAACGAUAACUCACAACUCACCGAUUCACCACUUGUGCACUGUGAUAGUGAGGAUGAUCUAGUGAGUUCAGAUAAUGCCGAAGAUUUAGAAAGCAUAAUUCCAUAUGACGAGGAGACGUUGAUGGCUUCAAAGAUGCUCCUUUUGUCAACAUUAAAAAACAAGUACAAAUCACUUGGAGCUGCAUUUGUAUCAAUGGAUGCGGAUCGUAGUGGAGUUGUAAGUAGGGAUGAAUUCUUGGACUUUAUAAAUAGACUUGGAAUAGGUGCCAUUGAAGAAGGUGAACUGUACAUGCUGUAUGAAAUGCUCAGAGGUCCGGAUGAAGAUUCCUUAACCUUUUCCUCAUUCUACAUGAAUAGUGGUGAAAAGGUAAAUACGUUGGCAGAAUUUAAUAUACAUCUUAUCCAACUAUUUGGUAGUAGCAGAGUUGCUUUUGAAAGAUAUUUUGGUUCCCUAAAACGCAAUACUACGUGUAGUCGUACGGAUUUUACAAUGUUAGCUGCAAACGUUGGUAUUGUAGAACCUGAAGUUUCAAUUUUAUUUCAUGAGCUGGAUAUUUGUAGAAACGGUUAUGUAACUGUGAUGACCAUUCUUAAAAUGGUAGUAGGUGAUUGGGAUAGGGAUGUUGCAAUUGAACAUGAGAAAAAGGCUACAUCCAGUUACGGAAAAUUUGUGAAUUAUAUACAAAAGGGAGAUGCUAGGGACUUUAACAAGGAGUUUUCAAAGUCCAUUUCAAUGAAUUUUUUCGAUUCUAAUGUAGAUGGAUCUCUAAUUACUUCAGAAAUGGAAGAAUUUGUAAUAUAUGAUGAAUUGAAGCACUUUGAUGUGAUAUCCUGUGCAUUGUUAUCGCAUGAACCGUUCUCAUCACUAUCACUUUCUCAGAGACGUUAUGUUGCUUCUUUACUUUUAAUUAGAGAAGUAGAUGCUAAUGAAUGCAUUAUGGACAAGGGAGAUGUACAUGAACUUUACAUUGUCCUUGAGGGGAAUCUUACAAUGCACUAUAGAGCAUACCUCUAUGAUAGCACUCUAGAGCUAAAUGUGGGAGAGUUCUGUAAUUUAGAUUCCUUUAUACAAUCACAACCAACGCAGUCUACAGUCACGUGCACAACCUCUGCAAUAGUCGGCGUGAUGACCGCCGAAUGUUAUAAAGAUGUUGUGUGGCCCAUUAUCGAAAUGAGGAUCAAAAGAGUACCUGUAAUUACACAAUUCUUGCGAAGCAUUGAAAGUUUUAAUCUAUUCAACGAUCAAGAGCUUGACCGCAUAGCAUGCGCAUCGACCAUACGGUCAUUCAAGCUACAUGAAACAAUCAUCAAAAAGGGCGAUGUACCCAAUUGGUUUUAUAUAAUAUUUGAAGGUUCUGCCACAAUUGUGCCAGACAAAAACUUGGAAACUUCAAAAAGAACAAGUGUAGAAAAAAUGAAUCACAUUUGUGCAAGAGAUUUAAUGGAAAAUUGCAACCACAAAUUUGCACUCAUUGCAAAUUCCAAGGUUGUUUUACUCGCCUGGGAACGUACUGAAUUCUUUAGGGUGUUUAACAAGACUGGAGCAAUUGUCAAGAAUGAUGCAUGCAAAAUGGAUUUUUGUAACAAAUAUUCAAAUGAUCCCAAAGUCAGUAAACGCAUGUCAAAACGUGUCUCGUUUGUAGAAUAA